GUUAUCUGGUGAUGUGUUGUGAUGAUAUGAUGACUACUAUACUGAGGAUACUGUUCGGGGGUAAAAGGAACGGAGGAGUACCAGACAACCCAACAACAACAACAAUAACAGGAGGAGUACCAGACAACCCCACCACCACACCAGACAACCCAACAACAACAAUUACACCUCUCAAAUCUACUCCACAAAAUCAGACCUACAGAAGUACGCUAGAAGAAGACCAGCAAACCACAGCACUCAGACACCGACACUACUGUCACUACGACACAGAGGACCACUAUAAUGGUAGGGAGAGGACAGGAUCUCUAGAUAGUUUGCCUCUUACUGAAGCCAGCUCCUCCUUUCACAGAACUUCCUCCUGGGACUUUAGUGAGGAGGAAACCGACCAAGAGGUGUUCGUUUUAAAUCAACAAUGAGGCAGGACGGCAACUGCAAACUGAUAAAAGAUAUUCAACAAUCACGAUUUGAAAAGAGGGAAGAAGACGCUGGUGAAUGAAGAUUGACCACGAACGAAAGAGGUACUUUCAAUAUCAGAAAAAACUCCGAGAAGAUCGGAGCAACUUUAUAACAGAAAAUAAUUUGACCAACUUUGGGCUCAUAUCUUGGAGAGUGACAAGUAUAUGAUAAUGAUACUUUUCUUUAGAAUUUGGAAUUGUUCGAAUCUUGACAACUUGUAUUAUUUAUAGAGUAAAA
Molecule: messenger RNA, 693 nt
Organism: Bolinopsis microptera
Lineage: Eukaryota; Metazoa; Ctenophora; Tentaculata; Lobata; Bolinopsidae
Exons: 3
Coding region: 12-416 (134 amino acids)
Source: RefSeq, a predicted model, not a curated record